UUUGAUCUUACCUGUUCCUCUAUCCAGCCACGCGCUGUCUUCCCGGCUUCUGUAGUGUCGCUCGGCAUGACAGCCGGGUGCCCAGUGCGCAUGAGCGAGAAGCACUUGCGCUUUGUGAUUGGUCCGGCGGCUUCUGGGAUCUGUCAUGUGUCCCAGGUACCGCCUUACCAUUCACAAAAAGCACCUCUUCUUGCGCAUGCGCACUUGGCACCGGCUGGGAAGACAGUGCGCCGCACCGUAGAGGAACAGGUAAGGUCAAAGAACAACUCCGCGGAAGUAAGAGCGGGUACAUGUCCCGCUGCAGAGCUG
Molecule: messenger RNA, 309 nt
Organism: Staurois parvus
Lineage: Eukaryota; Metazoa; Chordata; Amphibia; Anura; Ranidae
Source: the annotation of a GenBank genome assembly